Capronia coronata CBS 617.96 is the source of this 2973-nucleotide messenger RNA. RefSeq lists its product as uncharacterized. Bases 1 to 2973 code for a protein of 990 amino acids. Lineage: Eukaryota; Fungi; Ascomycota; Eurotiomycetes; Chaetothyriales; Herpotrichiellaceae. The transcript has a single exon. The record is from RefSeq and is a predicted model, not a curated record.
AUGGCCGAUCGGUCUCACCUCCGCCAGCGCCGCGAGAGGAACCGAUCUCUGACCGCCCAUCCUGCAGAAACACCAACAUCCUCCCUACGUACCGUUAUUGAAAUCUCGGAUGAUGACUCUGAUACUGACCCACCUUCGCAAUGGGCAUCUAUCUCUUACCGUCGGCAUCGAAGCAGUCCAAGCGAUGAAUCAGGCCUACAACGCUCAAGCAAGGGUGCCACUCGAUGCACCACUGGUGGACAAGCACGUCAAUCUCGGACCGCUCAAGAUCACAAACGUAUAAAGACAGAGACUGGGGCUGGGCAAUAUAUUGGCUCGAGUCCUACUAAUUCAAAACCGCGCAGAAGUCGACAAACAACACCAGCUUCGCCGGGAACGCCUCGUGUCACCAAGUACGAGCAUCACAGCCACCAUGGGUCAAGAACAAACCGCCGUCGUGAGCGGACAUACUCUACAACGUCGACUCCUUUCCUCAGUCCUGCCGCCACAACUCCCUCGCCGCGCCGCAUGUCAAAUUCAAGCAAGAAGCAGCCAGUCAACCCACCACCUUACUAUGUGGAUAGUCGGCUUGAGGCAAAAAUGUAUCGAGGCCCGGGCUAUGAACGGUUCCCCGUUGUCCUGGGUACCGUCAAGGGCCAUCAGGAGCUGUGUGACAAGUGGGAUGGUGAACAAGUGGCCAUGUUGAACAGGAAGGCUGCCAAGUUGCGACAACCCGUCCACGCCCCCUACGUGGUCCACGGCUCUGACUCGGAGUCCGAUGAUGAAGCAAACAGCGGUGGAACUUAUGCUAAGGGUAGCAUUGAGCAGGCAUGUCUGACAAGUGUGCUCGACGUUUUCCCCAACAUCGAACGUGCUUUUGUCAUAAAGAAAAUUCACGCCCAUCCUCCCCAGCCGGACUUCUACGAUGAAGAUGGCCAGAUCAUCGAGCACGGAGCACCGCAUAUCGCAGAAGAGAUCAUUGCUGAGGUCCUGGAAAUGGACGUAUACCCCAGAGAACGCGUGUCAAUUUCCAUCCCUACUGAAUUGAUCCCCGCCGAAGAUGGUACAGGUGUGACGAUAACAUGGGAUCGAGAACUGACGAAAGGAUAUAUGUAUACCAAAGACGCAGUGAUCCUUCUAGCCAAAACAUUCGACCAUGUCCCAACCCAUUACAUUGUCAAGGUCGCGACAGAGAAGAACUCCAUCUUUAAUGCUUAUGUGCAUAUUCACGAGCUUGAGGACCGCUUCUACUACCUCUCGGCGCGUCCUUACCACCGACUUAAUCGUGCAAGAAUUGCAGUUGAGAAGAAGUAUCAACUUACGGAGAAGGAGAAAGAUAGUCGCAUACAGAAGGAAUAUGCCAAUCGGGUGAAUGAAAUGCAAGCUGCCAAACAACAUGUUGCACGAGAGGCCAUAAAGGCAGCAGCCAAGGAGGCGAAAGCCCAAGAAGAAGCCGCAAACCUUGUCAGCCACAAAGAAAGCGGUGCAGUUCUCGAGUGUCAAUGUUGCUUUGACGACCAAGUCCCGCUCAACCGCCUGGUGUCUUGUACGGCAGAACAACCACACUUCUUCUGCUUCACCUGCGUAGAAGGUCUAGCAGACACUCAGGUCGGGUUGAUGAGAUAUGAAUUGUUGUGCAUGGACGGAAGUGCGUGUACAGCUGAGCUAGCUCCUGAUGGCGUUGGAAAAGCCGUCCCAAUCAAGACGUUCGAUCGCCUACAACUGAACAAGCAGCAAGCUGAGAUUGCGGCCGCCGGUAUUGAAGGGCUGGAAGAGUGUCGAUUCUGCGACUUCAAGGCAAUAUGUGACGAUGUCAGUGAGGAACUAGUUUUCUACUGUCAGAACCCAGAUUGUUGUCGUGCCACGUGCAGAAAAUGCAACAAGGACAGCCACCUCCCAAAGACAUGUGAAGAGAGUCAGAAUGAGAAUGAGUUAUCUGCACGACAUCUUGUCGAAGAAGCCCGAUCAGAUGCUGUGAUGCGAACUUGCCCGAGGUGUAAGGUCAAGAUUGUCAAGGAGUUCGGCUGCAACAAAAUCCUCUGCACCAACUGUCGCACCAUGCUCUGUUAUGAGUGCAAAGAAAAUCUCUCGGCGAUCCCCAACCCGUACGACCAUUUCAACCAGCCGGGAAGUCAAUGCGCAUUGUAUGACCAAGAAGGCGUGAACCGGCACGAGGCGGAGGCGAACCAAGCGGAAACAGAGGCGAUCGGAAAAGUGAAAGAAAAAGACGCCGAUAUCGAUGCGACGAAACUACGCAUUGAGACUGGCAAAGGGAAACAGCCGGAACUGCCAAAGCAACCCGCACCAGGCGCCUUCUACCGACACCUGAACGACGCAGCCGGUCGCUUGAAUGGCGUUGGCGAGGCCCAGCUGCAAGCGCCGAGAGACCAGAAUGAAAUCAUGAGAGACCGCAUGGAAAUCAUGUUGAGAGACCGCAAUGCAAUCAUGGCACGCAUGAUCCCUGGUCCUCAUGUUGGAGGUCUCCUCCGCCCGUGGCCCGAGGCCGCUAGAUUGCAAGAAUGGAGAGAUACUCUGGUGAGGGCUGAACAAGUUCAAGUUGGUCCCACCGACGCAAAUGUAGUGGUAGCCAGAGACGGGCCUCCAUUUCCUCAGUUGCCACGGACAUUUGGCCCCAAUGUGGCCCCAGCCCCUACCCGGCAACAUGCCCUCGCCGACCGUCCACAGCAGCCUGAGGAGGUGGAGAUGAGAGUUGACGGUCCCGACCACAAUCAGAGAUGGAGACUUAAUGACACCGUCUUGGGUCUGGACAGAGGGCAAGCCUACCCCAUUGCUGGAUAUCCGCCGCCUAUGGAAUUAGGCUUCGCAGGGGAAUUCGUCGGUCGUGGAGGCCACUACCAACCACGCCCGGUUCUGGACCCAUUUGAUUUCGAGCCAGCAGAUGAUAUCGCAGAUGCUGCCUCUGAGGCCCCAUGGCUUCCAAGGAUGCCUCCCGGUGGCCCGCCAUUCGAGGAUCGCCGCCACGCCUAUCCAUGA